Messenger RNA from Stomoxys calcitrans (stable fly), 1606 nucleotides. RefSeq names its product solute carrier family 35 member F6 (gene Tango9). The transcript has 5 exons. The coding region runs from base 172 to 1332 and encodes 386 amino acids. The record is from RefSeq and is a predicted model, not a curated record. Lineage: Eukaryota; Metazoa; Arthropoda; Insecta; Diptera; Muscidae. Gene Ontology annotation, cellular component: intracellular membrane-bounded organelle; membrane.
AAUUACUAUUUGGCAACCCUUGGCAUCGCCUUCUUUUGUUUAUUUGUGAUAAGUUUUUGUUUUGUGCUGCAAUUGCAACUUGAUCUUUGGAUUGGUUUAUUCGGCUACAACUAAAUGCGAAAAAAGCAAACUCUCCGAAAUCCAUUGAAGUAGCCCAUAAAGCGCAUCAUAAUGCAAACGAUGAUUAUAUUGGCAUUUCUUAUCUUCGGUUCCUGUAAUGUCUUCCUAAUCAAAUGGACAACCAUAUUGCAAGGAAAAUGUUCCGAUGGCGAAUGGCGUUAUUUCCAGCAUCCAGUUUUUCUAACCUUCCUUAUGUUUUUGGGUGAAUGUCUAUGUCUUGUUAUCUAUAAAAUUGCCUAUUGCUUCCUGCGUAGAAGAAAUAAUGGUUCGGAAGAUUCAAAUCUUUUAACAAGUGGUGAUCGUGAAUUUCGACCCAUGGAUAUGCUUUUGCCGGCAUUUUUGAAUACCAUUGCAACCAUACUUUUUGUGUCUGGCAUUUAUCUUACCUAUGCAUCCAGUUUUCAAGCUAUAAGAUGUUCUACGAUUAUUUUUAUCGGCCUAUUUGGUUCGAUAUACUUAAAUCAAACCUUGAUUGGACGUCAUUGGUCUGCCAUUGUCAUUAUUGUUUGUGCUCUGACUAUAAUCAUUUCCACCGAUAUGCAACGUGUGGUCUUUGACAACACAUCAUUGUCGCAUCCAAAUAAAAAUGCCAUACUUGCCGGUGAUCUCUUGAUUUUAUGUGCUACCAUAUUUCAAGCGGCCAAAAUGAUUUAUCACGAGAAAUAUGUCAAGGCGUGCAAUGUACCCAUAUUACAAGCUCUGGGUUGGCAGGGUAUCUUUGGAUUGGUGAUUACCAGCUGCUUGGCCAUUUGCACGAACUUUUUACCCACACCCAUGUCGCCAUUCAAUGACAGUUCACGCAAAGUCUACGAUGAUUUGCAGGACAUUUUCACUCAAAUCCAAAGCAACCAAUGGCUAGUGGCGGCUCUUUGCAUUAUGGUCUUCACCACUGCGGUACAUGGCUAUACGGCACUGUCCAUCAUACGUUUCUCAUCAUCGGCCAAUCUUAUAUUGGCAGAAAGCAUUGGUUCGUAUUUAGUUUGGUUAUGGGCUUGCCUCUUGGAAUGGGAGCAGCUCUAUUUUGUAACUAUUAUCGGCUACAUUAUACUGAUGUUGGGAUUGAUAACAUAUCGCAAGGCCGUCAUAAUGGAAUGGUAUCGUUCCAUCAUAUUGCAUAUAGCACGUAAUCGCUAUGCUGAAAUGUCCGUCGAUCCUUCGGAGGGCAUGGGAGGCACUGGUGUACCCACCAAUCGUGCGGCUGAUGUAAUAUAAGCAAAUUUUGUGUUUCGCGUUGAUUGAUUCUUCGAUGGAACAAAAAUGUACUUCUCCAAUUUGAUUUUAUUUGUAAUUGUUAAUUGUGAUAAAUGAAGAGUUUCUGAAAAACUAUAAUAACCCCAUGAAAUAAUUUACAAGCAUACUACAUGCAAAAUAUUAAGCGUAGUUAUUGUCGAGAUGAGAUGUGUACACUUGUAAUGGCAAGAAAAUAAGACUUGUUUGUGAAACUGAUAUGUCGAAUAAAUUAAGUAGUAAACAAAAACAAAAUAAA